CAUUGAAGGUGACUAGAAUUUUAUGUCCUGAGUCAAGUAAUGACACAUUCAACCAAUAAUUAGGGGAAUUAAGAAGAAGAAAAUGAAAACCAAUGUCCAUUAGGUGUCCUCUUUUUCUGUUACAUGUGUCUUCACUUGAUUAUUGUUGAAUAGAGAAUCCAUGCACUUGUGGUCACCAUGAUUCUGUGGCUAUUCUGAGAUAUAAAUCAUGUGAAGCCCUUUCCCUCACAUGAUUAUAUAUAAGCUUCCAAUCUUUUUUAUUUCCCUCAUACUCCAAACAGUUGCUGAUUGACCAUGGAAACCUCACCUCUAGCUGUUGAAAGCUUUUCAUAUAGUUGGCUCAUAAAUGUAAAAUCAUCUCUUGAUGGUCUUGGGAGUCCCCUCAGAACAUCUCUUGACAUCUCCGAUGAAGCCACAUCCAAGGGAAAGAACUACAAUGUUUUAAAGUCUCAGAGAUUGAUGGAUGAAGCCCAGAAUUUUAACUUUGAUGUUCCCACCUCUCAGUCUUCUGUUGCUCUCAUUCAUGCUGAUGAGGUUUUCUCCAACGGAUUCAUCGUGCCUAUGUUCAUCGAUCCAUCAAAGAAAGAGGCGUUGGACACCUCACACUCCCUUUCCUCUGUGCCUGUUUCUUCACUUCCCUCAAGACCUGGUAUUCCAGCAGUGGGAAUUCAUUGUAGUUUCUUCAGAAAAUGGCAAAAAUCAUCAAAGAGUGCCUUGUGUAAAUGUUUUGGAUUUUUUAGGCCUUUGCGCGGAAAAAUAGGUGGCUCAAGAAAAAGUAUUAGAGUAGAUGAUAUUGAUAGGAGACUGUGGGAAGCUAAGACUUGGAGGGGUUCACCACAACCAUCUCUGCAGCAAAGUGCAUCUUCCUCCGUAGGUGAUUGGUGUCACAUGGAGAGCUCAAUCCAUGAGGCAGUUCUCUACUGCAAAAGAUCAAUUGAAAAAUGAGACUUGCUUUAUGCAAAAUGGGUGAAAAAGAUUGAAGGAAGAAGAGCUUCUAGAAAUGCAUGGCAAGAUAUUAAGCACCAGUAAUUGUUGUUUGUCCCUUUUCUGCCCUCUUGCUUCACGGCUGUUUAUGUAAAUUUUUGCCUAUGAUACUCUUAAGUCUUAACCAUGGAAAUUCUCAUGUUAAACAAACUAAAUACUAUAUAUCAUUUUUCUUCUUGCUCUUGUAAGGAGAAGAAAUUUCAAACCUCUCAUUAAGUAUAAUUUGAUUUCAGGGUUU
This is a messenger RNA of Vitis riparia (riverbank grape), 1222 nucleotides long. RefSeq names its product probable membrane-associated kinase regulator 6. The record is from RefSeq and is a predicted model, not a curated record. The transcript has 2 exons. The coding region runs from base 295 to 945 and encodes 216 amino acids. Lineage: Eukaryota; Viridiplantae; Streptophyta; Magnoliopsida; Vitales; Vitaceae.